AUGGCGCUGGGGCUGCAGCGCGCAAGGUCGAGCACGGAGCUGCGCAAGGAGAAGUCCCGGGAUGCGGCCCGCAGCCGGCGCAGUCAGGAGACCGAGGUGCUGUACCAGCUGGCGCACACGCUGCCCUUCGCGCGCGGCGUCAGCGCGCACCUGGACAAGGCCUCCAUCAUGCGCCUGACCAUCAGCUACCUGCGCAUGCGCCGGCUCUGCGCCGCAGGGGAGUGGAACCAGGCAGGAGCAGAGAGAGAGCCGCUGGACGCCUGCUACCUGAAGGCCCUGGAGGGCUUCGUCAUGGUGCUCACUGCCCAGGGGGACAUGGCUUACCUGUCGGAGAAUGUCAGCAAACACCUGGGCCUCAGUCAGCUGGAGCUCAUUGGCCACAGCAUCUUUGACUUCGUCCACCCCUGCGACCAAGAGGAGCUGCAGGACGCCCUGACCCCCCCGCCGAGCCUGUCCAGGAAGAAGCCAGAGGCCCCCACGGAGCGGAGCUUCUCCUUGCGCAUGAAGAGCACCCUGACCAGCCGCGGGCGCACCCUCAACCUCAAGGCGGCCACCUGGAAGGUGCUGCACUGCUCCGGACACUUGCGGGCCUACAGGCCUCCUGCUCAGACUUCCCCGGCCGGGAGCCCCCGUGCGGAGCCUCCCCUGCAAUGCCUGGUGCUCAUCUGUGAAGCCAUCCCCCACCCCAGCAGCCUGGAGCCCCCGCUGGGCCGGGGGUCCUUCCUCAGCCGUCACAGCCUGGACAUGAAGUUCACUUACUGCGAUGAGAGGAUCGCAGAGGUGGCCGGCUACAGCCCCGAUGACCUGAUUGGCUGCUCCGCCUACGAGUACAUCCACGCGCUGGACUCAGACACCGUCAGCAAGAGCAUCCACACCUUGCUGAGCAAGGGCCAGGCAGUUACGGGGCAGUAUCGCUUCCUGGCCCGGAGCGGUGGCUACCUGUGGACCCAGACCCAGGCCACGGUGGUGUCCGGGGGCCGCGGCCCCCAGUCCGAGAGUAUCGUCUGCGUCCACUUCCUGAUCAGCAGGGUGGAAGAGACCGGAGUGGUGCUGUCCCUGGAGCAAACCGAGCGACACUCUCGAAGACACCAUCAGCGGACCGCUGCCUUCCAGAAGGGCGGUCCUCACUCGGGGGACAGACUUGACCCCCGCGGCCCCCGGAUCCUGGCCUUCCUGCACCCCCCUGCCCUGAGCGAGGCUGCGCUGGCCGCUGACCCCCGCCGUUUCUGUAGCCCCGACCUCCGCCACCUCCUGGCGCCCAUCCUGGAUGGGGCUUCGGUCGCCACCGCCCCCAGCACCCCGUCAGCCCCGCGGCGCCCCCGGAGUCCUCUUCCGGCUGAUCUCCCAGAUCAACUACUUGUGGGCAUGGAGAAUGCACACAGACCGUUUGUCACCGGGAAAGACCUGGAGGUAGUGGAGACAGAUCUAGAGGUAGCUCAGGACGCCGAUGCCCUGGACCUGGAGAUGCUGGCCCCGUACAUCUCCAUGGACGACGACUUCCAGCUCCACUCCAGCGAGCAGCUGCCCAGGGCCUGCCACAGGCCCGCGGGGGCCACCCCCCGGCCCCGCGCGCGGAGCUUCCACGGCCUGUCCCCCCCGACCCCUGAGGCCUCUCUGCUGCCCCGCUGGGGGAGUGACCCCCGGCUGAGCUGCUGUAGCCCCUCCAGAAGAGACCCGUCAGCGUCCUCCCCCACGGCUGGGGCUCGGAAGAGGGCCCUGGCCCCGAGCUCAGAGGCCGAGGCCGAGGGGGUGGAGCUGCUGGGAGUGAGACCCCCGAAACGGCCCCCCAACCCGGAACCUGAAAGCUUCCCGCUGCCUUCCCUCAGCCUGAGUUUCCUUCUGACACGAGGACCGGCCCCAGGGGGCCAGCAGGAGCCAAGCGCCCCCCUUCUGGACCUGAGUGAGCCCCUGGGCCUGGGACCCUCGCUGCUCUCUCUCUACCCGGAGGACGCCGCCGCCGCCCAGCCUGGGAGCCCCUUCCAGCCAGUGGCCAGCUCGGCCCGCGCCCUCUGA
Messenger RNA from Lepus europaeus (European hare), 2013 nucleotides. RefSeq names its product hypoxia inducible factor 3 subunit alpha (gene HIF3A). Gene Ontology annotation, biological process: regulation of transcription by RNA polymerase II; cellular response to hypoxia. Gene Ontology annotation, molecular function: RNA polymerase II transcription regulatory region sequence-specific DNA binding; DNA-binding transcription factor activity, RNA polymerase II-specific; protein dimerization activity. NCBI's taxonomy places the organism in Eukaryota, Metazoa, Chordata, Mammalia, Lagomorpha, Leporidae. The record is from RefSeq and is a predicted model, not a curated record. The transcript is spliced from 15 exons. Bases 1 to 2013 code for a protein of 670 amino acids.